Molecule: messenger RNA, 691 nt
Organism: Rhincodon typus (whale shark)
Lineage: Eukaryota; Metazoa; Chordata; Chondrichthyes; Orectolobiformes; Rhincodontidae
Gene: dmac1
Product: distal membrane arm assembly component 1
Exons: 2
Coding region: 104-349 (81 amino acids)
Source: RefSeq, a predicted model, not a curated record
GGGGUGGGGGAAGGUUUAGGGGUGGAUCCGGUUUCCGGUCGAUGUGUCCGUCCGUGCGGAAGGGUCCGGGUUGGAUUUUUUUUUCCCACCCCCUGCUCCGCUGAUGGCGGCGCCGCCUCCUCCUGCUGCUGCGGGCCUGUUCAGGGAUUGCUGGGGCUGCCGCCUGGUGUGCGGGGUUGGCCUGCUCGGGGCCGGAGGUUACGUAUUCGCCUCGGCCCGGAGUGUGCUGCGGAAAACGGCGUGUGCCCCCGGCGUGGGGACGGUGGCUCAGAUGGUCUUCGCCCUGAGUUUGGCUUCCUGGGGUGUGGUCGUCUUAGUGAACCCAGACCAGAAAUCGCAGUUAAAGUAGUCGAGACUGGACAAGAUCUGCACCAUGAACGCUCCUAAGGAGAGAGUGAAAACUAACUGUGAUGUCUGAAUAUCAUCAGCAGUUGUGACAAGAGAGAAUUCAAAUCAUGAUCUGCCCCUGAGAGAAUCCGAGUAGCAUUUUUCACAACAUGGAAAGAACUAAUUUCUUUAACCAGUUUCUCAACAUGUCUUGAGAACAUGGAAGAAAUCACUUUAGUGUUGAAGUGGCAUGAAUUUCUGUGUGUGUGGGUGUGUGUGUGUGUGCACAUAAUCAAUCUUUCUGUGUGACUCUAAUCGAAUAUACAUCAUUGUAACCCACUGAAUUAAAGUCACAGUAACUCUG